ACUCCACGAGGCAUUCAUCCACGGCUGACACACCUCCUGAGCCAGCCAGCCAGAAGUCUCCACUGUCAGCACCAUGAACCCCAGCGCUGCCCUGGUGCUCUGCCUCAUCCUGCUAAGUCUGAGUGGGACUCAAGGAAUCCCUCUCUCAAGAACAGUACGCUGCUCCUGCAUCAAAAUUGAUGACCGACCGGUAAAACCGAGGGCCUUAGGAAAACUGGAAAUUAUUCCUGCGAGCCAGUCCUGUCCACGAGUCGAGAUCAUUGUCACAAUGAAGAAAACUGAAGAGAAGAGAUGUCUGAAUCCAGACUCUGAGGCCGUCAAGAGUUUGUUGAAACUGGUCAGCAAAAACAGGUCUAAACGAGCCCCUUAACCAGAGAGCAGCUGAUCACCGCAGUGCUGUGACCAAGAGGCGGCGGCAGAGAGCCUGCCUCUCCAUCCCUUCCCUUCCCGCGGUGUGUGGCUAGCCUUAAUUGUCCCUGGUUCUCCUGAAAGGUGACCAACCAUGGUCACAUCAGCUGCUAUUCCUGGUGACGUCACGUCACUGAAGGACGAUGGACAGUGCAUCGUCCUGAGACAACAGGGACUCCAGUGAUAAGUGUUCCCAGCUCCACUAAGAGCUGGUCCUGAGUUCUCAAACAGCUGAAAUAGCUCUCCUCGCCCUGUACUGUAAGCUGCACUGAGGUGCUACACUCCCAGCCUUGGGCCAAGCCAUGCCUGCUGCCCACACACUCCUCAUCUUCCUAUCUUAGGUGUGUUAGGAGAUCUCUUCAGUUCAGAGUUACCUGGGUUCAUUUACUUCAAAUACAGUCAAAGCCUGCUUCUAAGAACCAACUUUACUUCAUGGCGUACUGCCCCGUCUUCCCAAGGGAACUUCAUAACUCAGAAUACUUACAGGAAGCUAAAAGUAUAUGGAAAUGUGUGUAUAGAUAUUAUUUAAUGAGCAACUGUACAAAGUAGAAUUCCUAGAUGUAUGUUUUUUGUACGACUUUCAUUGUAAACGGAAGACCUUGUGUAAUUAAGAAUGUAUCGAUGAACAAUUAGAGAAGUUGAUAUUGACAAGCGUUUCUGAAUGUUACAUAACACAAAAGGGGUUGGAUGGUUUUCAAAGUAAAAAUAAUGUACUGUACUGAAAAUAUUAAGAGACCAAAAAAGAUAAUAAAGUAAUAACUGAUAUGAAAUGUU
Molecule: messenger RNA, 1182 nt
Organism: Peromyscus maniculatus bairdii (prairie deer mouse)
Lineage: Eukaryota; Metazoa; Chordata; Mammalia; Rodentia; Cricetidae
Gene: Cxcl10
Product: C-X-C motif chemokine ligand 10
Biological process (GO): immune response; chemotaxis; defense response
Cellular component (GO): extracellular region
Molecular function (GO): chemokine activity
Source: RefSeq, a predicted model, not a curated record